Molecule: messenger RNA, 1639 nt
Organism: Hippocampus comes (tiger tail seahorse)
Lineage: Eukaryota; Metazoa; Chordata; Actinopteri; Syngnathiformes; Syngnathidae
Gene: lsamp
Product: limbic system associated membrane protein
Exons: 10
Coding region: 144-1232 (362 amino acids)
Source: RefSeq, a predicted model, not a curated record
AGUGACAGACUCUGUGGCUUUUCGUCUCUGCAGCUCUCAGCCUCGAUUGCAGCGCUUUUUUUUCCUCCCUGUGCUGGAAAUUACCCUUUGAAGACGCAUCUUCGGGCUGUGCGCGGAGCUUUCAGACCGGACCAGUUUACAACAUGGCUUACUUGUGGAUACACACCGUAUGGAUUUCCGGGGUCGGUUUCCUCUUUGGAUUUCAAGGUGGUAGUGGCCAAGUUCGUUUGGCCAGCUCUCAGGAGAGACGUCAGGACGUGGGCUGGUCCCUGCAUGGCAUGCCAGCGUACCAAGGAUUCCCCGUCCGGAGUGUGGAUAUGCAACGGGCCACCGACAACAUCACGGUCCGCCAGGGUGACACAGCCAUUAUCAGGUGUUAUGUUGAUGACAAAGCCUCCAAGGUGGCCUGGCUCAAUCGAUCAAACAUUAUCUUUGCCGGUGAAGACAAGUGGUCUCUGGACCCCAGAGUCGAUCUGGUCACCAAAGGACAACUUGAGUACAGCCUACGCAUACAGAAGGUGGAUGUUUAUGAUGAAGGGUCAUACACUUGCUCCAUACAAACAAAGCAGCAGCCUAAGCCCUCAUUGGUCUACCUCAUUGUACAAGUUCCAGCAAACAUCUACAAGAUGUCAGAGGAUAUGACGGUGAAUGAGGGCAGCAAUGUGACACUCAGCUGCCUGGCUACUGGCAGACCAGACCCGCUAAUUACCUGGCGGCUGCUCAACCCCUCAGCCGAGCCACUGGAUGGAGAGGAAUACCUGGACAUCAUCGGCAUCACGCGAACCCAAGCAGGUCGCUACGAAUGCAAGGCCAGCAAUGACGUUGCCACACCUGAUGUCAAAUACGUCAAUGUGAUCGUGAACUACCCUCCAACAAUAAAGAAAACCCAGAGCGCCGAGGCCCAGCUCGGCCGCGCGGGGGCGCUGGGAUGUGAAGCCACCGCCGUGCCCACACCCGAAUUUGAAUGGUUCAGGGAUGAGAAAAGGCUGUCCAAUGCCCAGGGCCUCAAUAUCCAAGUCCUUGGCACUUAUACUAUUCUUACAAUUUCAAGUGUCACUGAAGAGGAUUAUGGGAAAUAUACCUGUGUGGCCUCAAACCGACUAGGUGUCCAAAAUUCCAGUGUCUUUCUCUACAGACCUGGAACAGGCCGAGACAUCAACGGCUCAGCUUGCGUAUCUCAAUCACCGUGGCUCCUUCUGGCCUCCAUCGCCUGCCUUCUCUUACAGUGCUAAUACCUCUCCUCUCCCGCUUCCUCCCAGUUGGCCUUUGACCUUCCCGUUCACUUUCUCUCCCAACUCGCCGACAUCCUUAUUGCUACACCGACGUUACUGCCCUCAGGCAGUUCACAUCCUUACGAACAUCUUAGGUGCUGUCUAGCACCGCUUGCAAAUUUUGUGUCUAGCGUCCGGUUAUGAAUAUGUCACCAUUGACGCAAAGGGAAAAAAAAAAAGAUAUGAAGGACAGAAAAAGCAAACAGUGCUCCUUUAACAAAUUGUGUUGCUCUUUUUAAUACGUACGCACUUCUUUGUUUCAGCUUUCUGUGGCUGGUUUUGAAUUGUGUCUUCUUGUGUCUUGAUGGAAUCGAACGCACAGAUAUUCCACUUAGGAGGAUGCCAACAAUCGUUUGUCUCUCGAAGAA